AAUGGGUUUUUCUUAGCAUUAAAGCAAACAUUCUUGAAAAUGCAUAGUUUCGAGGAAGCCACCAAAAAGAAGUUCACUCGCUUCUCUUCCUGUCACUAUAUAUCCACCAAUCCUUGGUUCCUUCUCUUUUCCCAACAAUUUUAGGUUUUCAAAGAUUCACACUUUCUUCUGAGGUCGUCUACACUGUUAGAGUCUCGAUCCACCAUGGAUAGCUUCAUCAAUUGGUUGGUGUCCCUGAUAAGUUGUUUAGGGUCAAAGAUUAAUCCAAUACUUGAAAAAAUCACAGGAUAUACAUUUAAUGUUAAGGAUAACUCUUGUGAUGAAGCUGGAAUUGAUGGAGAAAUGUGGUUGCUUGUUGCUGGUGCUGUUGUGCUUGCUCUGAUGGUCAUUGUUGUUGUUUGGUUUCUGUGGGAGAUGAUUGUGGUGAUUUUCAGAUGUUUUUAUCCAUGUUGCUGUUGUUGUUGCAGAAGAGGGAGGACAAUGAAGGCUCCAGGGAGGGACUAUUACAUUUUAAGGGACGACUUUGAGCGCAAUCCUAGAGAUUAUUUUCGUAAUCUGCGUAAUGAUCAACAUGCGUGUUUGGUUUGAAAUUUUGAAGAAGUAAACCCUCCACAAAUUACUACUUUUUACUUCUUCGACGUGAAAAAUUAUGAACUUAUUAAGUGCUGUUGGUUGUUAUUAAGGCUUGUUUGUGUUUGAAUGGUGCAUGUUUGGCAUGAUUUGGGUGAUUUAAUGUUGUACAAAAUGUGUUGUAAUUUUUGUUGAUAUUUGAAGUGUAGUAUCUAUGUUUGCUGUUACUUGAUGAGACUGAAGUUUCUGUUGGUUAAACAUUUCUUGUUUAUUCAUGAAUGAGAUUGUAUGGUUCAAUUAUUUAGCAUGUUGUUCUUGAAUUUUUUUUUUUAUUUGAAUUAAGAGGAAACUUUUUGUUUUGUUUUGAACAUCUUCUUAAGUUCAAUUCCUGGGAAAUAAAUGUAUAAAGAGGUGUAGAAUUUGAAAACAAUCUGCAGACAUUGAUUUGCUUGACAAUGCAGAAGUAAUUCAGACAUUGAAAUGUGGUUUAUGGCCUUUUGGUUUUAUAUUCCAGAAGUAAUUCUUACGUUUGAAUGUAAUUUUUAGAAAUUAUUAAUUAUAUUUUUUUCACA
Vigna radiata var. radiata (mung bean) is the source of this 1142-nucleotide messenger RNA. RefSeq lists its product as uncharacterized. The record is from RefSeq and is a predicted model, not a curated record. Bases 205 to 588 code for a protein of 127 amino acids. NCBI's taxonomy places the organism in Eukaryota, Viridiplantae, Streptophyta, Magnoliopsida, Fabales, Fabaceae. The transcript is spliced from 2 exons.